AUGUCCAGCGCUCCGACACCCCACGCACCGCCGUCAGCGCGAGCAUCCCAGCCGCCUACGGGUGCUGCGACCCCGGCCCUGCCUUUUGCGGCGCCACCCAUACCUAGCAUUCCUCCGCCCUCUACCUUCGACGUCCUGCCCGACCUCCACAAGCUCCUCAAAAGGCUUCUCGAGACACCGUCGCAACCGCCAGCCGCGACCCCUACGCCAUCCCAGUUAUCUGCAGAUGGCCCCCUCGAGAUCCAGCACGUCGCAACCGCCGCGAACGACAUCCGUCUAAAGAUCCAAAAGGCACGACGCGCCGUCAUGGCCCUGCCUGACGUAGACCGGACGUGCGAGGACCAAGAGGAAGAGAUUGAGGAUCUCGAAGCGCGCAUUACCAGCCUCAAGACUUUCUUGAAGGAGCUAGGGCGCCCGGCGGCGGACCCCGAGGACGGAGACCAGAGCUUCAUGUCCGGCGACUGCAUGGAUGCGCUGGACUUCGCGCUUGCUCAGGGCGCUGAAUGGUAG
Molecule: messenger RNA, 510 nt
Organism: Parastagonospora nodorum SN15
Lineage: Eukaryota; Fungi; Ascomycota; Dothideomycetes; Pleosporales; Phaeosphaeriaceae
Exons: 2
Coding region: 1-510 (169 amino acids)
Biological process (GO): regulation of transcription by RNA polymerase II
Cellular component (GO): mediator complex
Molecular function (GO): transcription coregulator activity
Source: RefSeq, a predicted model, not a curated record